Molecule: messenger RNA, 490 nt
Organism: Bombus pyrosoma
Lineage: Eukaryota; Metazoa; Arthropoda; Insecta; Hymenoptera; Apidae
Gene: Crz
Product: pro-corazonin-like
Exons: 3
Coding region: 77-421 (114 amino acids)
Source: RefSeq, a predicted model, not a curated record
GAAUUUGCAAUAUUGUGCUCUUCGAGGUGCUUCCGGUAUUUGCCAGACGUUGGGACACUGUAUCAGAGCUUUUAAGAUGGAUAACGCUCAUGUUUUAAUUCUGUUCGUCUUGUCGCUGUCCGUACUGACGGUUACGUGUCAGACGUACCACUACAGUCCUCCUGACUGGACGAAUAGGAAAAGAUCCAUGUCCAUGCUGGAGGAAAUAGUAAAUUUUGCCAACAAGAAUGCAGGCCAAUCGGAUAAUGUCCUUGUUAAUUGCGAGCUACAGAAGCUGAGAUUGCUGCUUCAAGGGAGUAUUAACAACCAACUGUUUCAGGUACCUUGUGAUCUGCUUACUUCUGGAAAAAAGAGCUUCUCUGAAAAUACAAUCAUCGAUCAUUUCCAUCGACAGCCUACUCCAGUUAAUAACAAUUACUAAUUAUUGAUGUUAUUCUUGUCGACGUAACAGCUUUAAUUAAUUCCGGAUUACACGUAUUAUCGAAUAAAG